AACCUUAGUAUUUUUGCACCACCAUCUCGAGCGGACAAACAACAGCAGCGAAACAUGACCGGAGAAACAGUGAUUUUAGCCUACUCUGGUGGCUUGGACACCAGCUGCAUCCUCAAGUGGCUGCUGGACCAGCAGUACGAAGUAAUCUGCGUUCUAGCUGAUGUUGGCCAGAAGGAGGACUUUGUCGCCGCCGAAAAAAAAGCCCUCAAGAUCGGAGCCAAGAAGGUGAUCGUGGCCGAUGUUAAGCAGUCGUUCGUUGAGGACUACAUUUGGCCGGCCAUCCAGAUGGGUCUUGUCUACGAGGAGCGUUACCUGUUGGGUACCUCGCUGGCACGUCCAUGCAUCAGCGUGGCCUUAAUGGAAGCGGCCCGCCAAUGCGGAGCAAAAUACCUGGCCCAUGGAGCCACCGGCAAGGGCAACGACCAGGUGCGAUUCGAGCUGUGUGCCUACGCCCUCAAGCCGGAUCUUCAGAUCAUCGCUCCCUGGCGGGAUGUGGAGUUCUGCCGGCGGUUUCAGGGCCGCCAAGAUCUCAUCGCCUAUGCCCAGGAGCACGGAAUCGAGGUGAGCGCCAAGCCGGCUACACCCUGGAGCACUGAUGCCAACAUUAUGCACAUCAGCUACGAGUCUGGCGUUCUCGAGGAUCCCAAUACUGUGGCUCCGGGUAAUCUCUACGAGAUGACCGUUGAUCCCCUAACAAAGGCGCCCCGAGACCCAGUUUGUGUGGUCAUUGGAUUUGACCACGGACUUCCCACCUCUGUGGAGGAUUUGGCCGGCAGUCGGGUCUACACGAAGCCUCUGGAGAUGCUGCAAUUUCUGAACGAGCUGGGUGGAUCGUACGGCAUUGGACGGAUUGACAUUGUAGAGAAUCGGUAUGUGGGAAUGAAGUCCCGUGGGGUGUAUGAGACGCCCGGAGGCACUAUUCUGUACGCAGCCCACCAGGACCUCGAGGUGUUUGCCCUGGACCGCGAGGUACUUCGCACCAAGCAGGUCCUGCGGGAUCGAAUGGCCGACUACGUGUACAACGGCUUCUGGUUCAGUCCGGAGGCCAUCUAUGCCCGCCGUUGCAUUGAGAUGGCCCAACAAAGGGUCUCUGGCCAGGUGACCAUGGAACUGGCUCCAGGCUACUGUCGAGCUAUCGCCCGCAAGGCUUCAAAGGAUGGCGGAGCCCUCUACAAUGAGCAGCUCGUUUCCAUGGACGUCCACGGCGGUUAUGUGCCCCAAGAUGCUGGCGGUUUCAUAGCCAUCAAUGCGGUCCGGAUAAGGGAGCAUGUCCGGGCAUUCGGACCCUACGAAGUGCCCAAGCGGGCCAAAUAAAAGAUAAAUAAAUGCAAUUUGAAAAAUG
Messenger RNA from Drosophila kikkawai, 1342 nucleotides. RefSeq names its product argininosuccinate synthase (gene Ass). Gene Ontology annotation, molecular function: argininosuccinate synthase activity; ATP binding. NCBI's taxonomy places the organism in Eukaryota, Metazoa, Arthropoda, Insecta, Diptera, Drosophilidae. Gene Ontology annotation, cellular component: cytoplasm. The record is from RefSeq and is a predicted model, not a curated record. Gene Ontology annotation, biological process: urea cycle; L-arginine biosynthetic process.